Messenger RNA from Drosophila willistoni, 1968 nucleotides. RefSeq names its product glycine receptor subunit alpha-4 (gene HisCl1). Gene Ontology annotation, molecular function: chloride channel activity; neurotransmitter receptor activity; extracellular ligand-gated monoatomic ion channel activity. The transcript is spliced from 6 exons. Gene Ontology annotation, cellular component: membrane; synapse; neuron projection. Lineage: Eukaryota; Metazoa; Arthropoda; Insecta; Diptera; Drosophilidae. Gene Ontology annotation, biological process: nervous system process; regulation of membrane potential; chloride transmembrane transport. The record is from RefSeq and is a predicted model, not a curated record. The coding region runs from base 593 to 1867 and encodes 424 amino acids.
CGAAAAGUUAUAUCACUCUAACGGAGGUGCCGAAAAUUGCCAAAUUUAGCAAAAAUAUGCUGUCUAUUGUUUUCAAAUUUUCUAUAAACAUAAAAACUGUAAAAAUUCUUUAGAGAGACCUUACGUAUAUGAGCCCGUUGCAGUUUUUUCUGCCGUACAACGUCGGAUGUAUGCAAAAAGUGGAAUGUGGAAUGCCAAUGAAAGCGAAAUGAAACCAUAGGAAAUCAAUUUAUCACAACACCUUGAGUAGCGCACAGAAAUAGCACGUUUUGUCUACAUCUAACUCUUUAUUUGAAUUUGAAAAUGAUGAACAAAGGCAAAUGGUAGAAAUUCUACAUAAUACUCUUUGCAUUUAUUAAAUCAACAUCGAAAUCCAAAUCAAUGUCAAUGCCAGACAUUUGGAAAAUGACAUAAUGUGCCGUAGUAGAACAAUAAAGCUAAAACUAAAAUUGAAAUGCAAACGCAAAAAAAUUGCACAUUACGUGAAACGUUUCAAUUAUUAAAUCCAAAAUUCAAACAAAUCAAAAUCCACAAAAACAAGAAAUAUUUUCGGAAAAUAGUGUCUUGCAAAAUUUAGAUUGUGAUUAUCAAAAUGCAAACGAUUUUCGAGAAGAUUCAAUCGAGGCCGAAUAAUUUCCUGAUUGCAAUGACAAUUAAUUUGUUUAUGCUAGAGAAAUCGAUUCUGCCAGGUGAAUGUGUUCAUGGUUACAGAAAUAAUACCGAAAGCGCUGAGCUGGUUUCGCAUUACGAGUCGAGUUUAUCUUUACCGGAUAUAUUGCCGAUUCCUUCCAAAACUUACGACAAGAAUCGGGCACCCAAACUAUUGGGUCAGCCCACAGUGGUCUAUUUCCAUGUUACGGUUCUAUCAUUGGAUUCCAUUAACGAGGAAUCGAUGACCUAUGUAACGGACAUAUUUCUAGCACAAAGCUGGCGUGAUCCUCGUCUGCGCUUGCCCGAGAAUAUGAGCGAACAGUAUCGCAUUCUGGAUGUGGACUGGCUACACAGCAUUUGGCGGCCCGAUUGCUUCUUUAAGAAUGCCAAAAAGGUGACCUUCCAUGAGAUGAGUAUACCGAAUCAUUAUCUCUGGCUUUAUCACGAUAAGACACUCCUAUAUAUGUCCAAACUAACGCUGGUAUUAUCCUGUGCCAUGAAAUUCGAGUCUUAUCCGCACGACACUCAAAUUUGCUCCAUGAUGAUCGAAAGUCUAUCGCAUACAGUUGAGGAUUUAGUAUUUAUUUGGAAUAUGACAGAUCCGUUGGUGGUCAAUGCAGAAAUCGAAUUACCACAAUUAGAUAUAUCGAAUAAUUAUACAACUGAUUGCACCAUAGAAUACUCAACGGGUAACUUUACCUGUUUAGCAAUUGUCUUCAAUUUACGCCGCCGAUUGGGUUAUCAUCUAUUCCAUACAUACAUUCCAUCCGCCUUGAUUGUGGUCAUGUCCUGGAUAUCGUUUUGGAUUAAGCCAGAGGCUAUACCCGCUCGUGUGACAUUGGGUGUAACGUCGCUGUUGACACUGGCCACUCAGAAUACACAAUCCCAGCAAUCGCUGCCACCUGUUUCGUAUGUCAAGGCCAUAGAUAUCUGGAUGUCGACAUGCUCGUUAUUUGUGUUUCUAUCACUCAUGGAAUUCGCGGUAGUUAACAAUUAUAUGGGACCAGUGGCCACCAAAGCCAUGAAGGGUUAUUCCGAUGAGAAUAUCGCAGAUAUGGAUGAUUUAAAGCAUCAUCGAGAGUCAAUCAUAGAGCCACAAUAUGAUACUUUCUGCCAUGGACAUGCCACUGCAAUUUAUAUAGACAAAUUUUCGCGCUUCUUUUUCCCAUUCUCCUUCUUCAUACUCAACAUUGUCUAUUGGACAACAUUCCUAUGAUAAAUCGACAGCAAAACGGGAAAUUGAUAUACCAGAGUAAAUAUAUACUAAUAUGUUUCAAUAUAAUAAUGAAAUACAAAGCGCAUUUGUUUAAAAAUGUA